Molecule: messenger RNA, 487 nt
Organism: Acipenser ruthenus (sterlet)
Lineage: Eukaryota; Metazoa; Chordata; Actinopteri; Acipenseriformes; Acipenseridae
Product: zinc finger CCCH domain-containing protein 7B-like
Biological process (GO): miRNA processing
Molecular function (GO): protein binding; miRNA binding
Source: RefSeq, a predicted model, not a curated record
UUUUUUUGAACCUCAUCAUGGCUGUGUAACUAAACUAUGAAUCGAAAUAAAUAAUAAUGAUAAUAUAUUAUAGAUAGAUAGAUAGAUAGAUAGAUAGAUAGAUAGCUAUCAUAGAUACAUAGAUAUAACCUGCUUUAUAAAUGACACAUCUGCCGACGAUUGGCUAUCUAAUAAAGACGGGUUUAUUCGGGUGAUUAAAAUGGAUCGGCGGAAACGCAGAGAGGAGAUUCAGAAAGCGCUGCGGUUCAUUCAGUCUUCGUUGCCUUUUCCACAACCGCAAGAAUACGAGGUGUUUCUCUCUCAGCUGGUUUCUAAUCUGUUUGAAGAAGGCAAUGCUCUCUACUCAGAAUCCCAGUUCAAACUGGCCGUCUCCCAGUACAGUGAGGCUGUGGGCGUGAACCAGUAUGCCCAGUCCGAGGCUCUGCCCCUCCCCCCAGAGAUACUGGAGCACCUGUACGUGAACCGGGCCGCUGCCCACUUCAGAAUG